AUGAGAAGAUUUUUGAAAGCUGAUUCAUUUUUAUAUAAUUUAAUUGGAAAAUUCACUGGAGUUAUUGAGGCUAUUGAAUAUUGUGGAAAUACUCUCGAUAAAAUUAUCAAUGAAAGAAGAGAAGCUGUCAAGCAGCGUAUCAGUGGAGCUAAUGAUGAUGAAUAUAGUGAUAUUUUGAGUUUGCUUGUAGAAGCCAACGUACUUGAGAACUUAUUAACAGAUGGUGAAGUUAAGAGUAAUUCGAUGAUAAUGGUGCUUGCUGGCCAUGAAACGACGUCAACUUUGAUGCAAUGGGUUUCUUAUGAAAUUUCAAAGAAGCCAGAAAUUCAAGACAAGUUAUUUAAGGAAGUUACUGAGGUUUUGAAUGGAAGAGAUCCAACCUAUGAGGAUGUCGAAAAGUUGCACUAUGUUAAUGCUGUUUUGAUGGAAACUCUUCGUUACAGACCUCCAGUUUCUGCAAUUAUUCGUCAAGCAAACAGAAACACUACUCUUGGAGAUUAUCCAAUUCCAAAAGGAACUACCAUCAACCCAAUGUUCCAAUAUCUUCACAAGAGACCAGACAUUUGGACUGAACCAAACUCUUAUAUGCCAGAAAGAUUUGUUGACCCACAAUUCAGAGAGGAAUCUCAACAUAAUUUAACAUUCUUGGCUUUCAGUUUUGGUAAUAGACAAUGUAUUGGUAAGAAGUUUAGUUUGUUGGAGGCUUGUAUGAUUUUGGCUAAACUUAUUCAAAACUACAAGUUUAGAUUGUUGAAUGAUGAAACUGUUGAUCCAGUUGUUAGUCAUAUCAGAGUUGUAAAUAGACCUUCCAAAAAUAUGAAAAUUGAAAUUACAAGAAGAUAA
Messenger RNA from Naegleria gruberi, 843 nucleotides. RefSeq lists its product as uncharacterized. NCBI's taxonomy places the organism in Eukaryota, Heterolobosea, Eutetramitea, Acrasida, Naegleriidae. The transcript has 3 exons. Gene Ontology annotation, molecular function: oxidoreductase activity, acting on paired donors, with incorporation or reduction of molecular oxygen; heme binding; monooxygenase activity. The record is from RefSeq and is a predicted model, not a curated record. The coding region runs from base 1 to 843 and encodes 280 amino acids.